GCAGACGUGUCCCCUCUCCCCAUCCGAACUUCGGUAUUCUUCUCUCUCCUCCCUCACUCAUCUCCUCCCUCACUCAUCUCCUACACCUCUCUCUCUCUCAUUGGAACUUGGAAGGUCCUCGGAUGACCUAAAAGGCCUCCUUCCGUGCAGACGUGUAAGUGAUAACUGAUUUAUAUAUAUCCAUUAUAACUGAUUUAUAUAUAUCCAUUAUCUACAUACAUAAACGCUUUUAUCGAUAUCUACAGUUCGCACAACCCUACUUGAGAUCUCGUUUUUCCUCAUUUACACCGCCGAAAAUGUCCGACCUACAUCCCCCGUCAGGUCAGCUCAACAACGGCGGGGCACCGCCGUUGACGGUGGUGGCACCACCAGAUAACGUCGGCACGAAACGGCAGCGUAGACCUAGCGUGCGAUUGGGCGACAUCGGAGACCAGUCCUUCGACUCUCACCCCAAUCGAAAACCUAAGCAGCCGCAGUGGAAGCUUCCGAUCAGUAGAGACCCUAACAAGGGUAGCUCGAGGACCCGACCCGUGACGAACGUGGCCCACGACGAAACCCUAGAAAACCCCGUUUCGAUUGGGGGAUGGAGAGUGAAGGAUUCGAAGUUGAGGCGAGGGUUUAAUAAGAGAGCUAUUAGGUCUAAUUGGGCAUCGAAAAUUGACGAAGGCGGUGGCGGUGAGGAGAGGGAAGAUGUGGAUGAGGGGUUUAGGGAUUUUCAUUUAGAGAGUCCGAUGACAACAGAACAGAGCCCGGUAGAGGUUGACUCGUUGGGUAAUGAUUUAGUUGAGGAAGAUUAUGAUGGUGAUGAAGAUAGAGGAAGGGAUUUCGAGGGGAAUAGGAAGGGGGAUUUUGCUAGGGUUUCGGACGGGGUGGAAUUGGAAGGGCCAUCGGAUUCGGGCGCGAGGAAUUGGAAUAAUAAUAACAAUAGUGGGGAGAGGAAUGGGGUUAGGGUUUGGUUGAAUCAACUAGGGUUAGGAAGGUAUGCCCCGGUUUUCGAGAUACACGAGGUGGACGAUGAGGUUUUGCCAUUGUUGACGCUGGAGGAUUUGAAAGAUAUGGGGAUAAACGCGGUGGGCUCGAGGAGGAAAAUGUAUUGUGCGAUUCAGAAGCUGAGUAAGGGGUUUUCGUAGUGAUGAUAUUUUUGAAGUUUUGGGUGGGGGGUUGAAGUGGAGAGUGAAGUUACUCAGCCAUGGCAAUGAAUGACAGAAUGUCUGAAACUGCUUAUGAGGUUUUAGUGUAAUUUCUCACAACUUUUGUACUCUUGGAAUCUCAGCUUUUUGACCUUCUUGUUGUGUUUUGCACUCUAUGCAUUUUGAUCUUCUUCUGCAGUUACCUAGUAUUUUUUGUUUUGCUGGGCAAUGCAGUUUCCUAGUAGGCUAGUAAUUUGUGAUACUGCUUAAUACUUAAGUUUUAGAAUAUAUCUUGGAAUUGCAUUUCUUUUUGUUUUAGCAAAAAUCCUUAAGUUGUUGAGGUAACAGGAAAACUUAAGUGAGUGGAAGCAAAUGAAUGAUGUUAGUUGUCA
Messenger RNA from Rhododendron vialii, 1522 nucleotides. RefSeq lists its product as uncharacterized. Bases 297 to 1130 code for a protein of 277 amino acids. Gene Ontology annotation, molecular function: protein binding. NCBI's taxonomy places the organism in Eukaryota, Viridiplantae, Streptophyta, Magnoliopsida, Ericales, Ericaceae. The transcript has a single exon. The record is from RefSeq and is a predicted model, not a curated record.